Neurospora hispaniola is the source of this 835-nucleotide messenger RNA. RefSeq lists its product as uncharacterized. The coding region runs from base 92 to 826 and encodes 244 amino acids. The transcript has a single exon. The record is from RefSeq and is a predicted model, not a curated record. Lineage: Eukaryota; Fungi; Ascomycota; Sordariomycetes; Sordariales; Sordariaceae.
ACCGCCCACGCACGUGUUGCUUCUACAGGAAGGCCAGCUUUAUCUCUUUGUUCAGCUUCCCACAACGGUCGUGUCGACAUCCCCGUUCAACAUGUCGCUUGGUCAAUUAUCCUCAAACAUCGUCCACCAUGUAUUCUCGACGGUAAAUGGUGCAUUUGCCUGGCCACCAUCAUCGAAAGUAGCCGGCACUGCUUUCUUCACUGCCGCUCAGGUUCUGGCGUUUUACCUCUUUGCAACAGUGGACAAUUUCAGCUUUCCGAUAACUACGAGCUACCUUUCCCUACGCGGGCGCGUCCAAGUAGAGAACCCGGACAUCCAGCUCAUUGAACAGAUAUUUUUCAACGCGUUACUUCGGACGGAGCUGGCAAUCGACGACAGAAUUCGAGGAAAUCGAGAUCGCCCUGAACGUCAUACUCAUUAUCACAAUAUGAGAGACAUAAUCCCAUGCCCCCCCUGCUCCGGCUAUCCCCGUCUUGGGAUAUUCCCAUGCUAUCCACUCUUUAUCAGGUUGAUCAAACCCACGCUUCAGUUCGGCUAUCAACUAUACAGAUCCGUCAAAGAUCUUGUUUUCAAUUAUUUUGAGGUAGAGAGCACAGGGAGAAUCGACGACAUCGCGGUGUUUGACCUUGGCCAGAUCAUAGGUGCAGGAUUUAUCGAAGGGCCACGGCAUGGUGCGGCGCUGCAAUGGCUCUUGUCGGACGCCUUGGUCUGGCGUUGGCAAGCCAAAGGCAAGAGGCUGUUUUUUGAUAUCAAAAUCAAUGACCUUCCCGCGAAUUCCCUUCGAGUGGUUUUUCGUGGAGGAAGGGUCGAGAGAUUCGACAACUAAUUAUCAAAA